AUGGUUCGCAUUGCCUUCGCAACAGUUCUGACCAUUGCGGUCACUGCCCUCGCGCAACUGAAGACGAACGAUGCCGGCGCAAGAAAUGUUGGAAAGGGAGACGGCUCUCAGUUCAUCACCGGUGGCUGCGUCAACGAUGCCGACUGCUCGUCUGCUUGCUGCGCAGACUUAAGUGGCAUUGGUAUCUGCUCAGCAGAGGCGGCAGCAUUUCAAGCUGGAAAGAAUGGGUGCAACUUUGUCGACCCCAAUGCGGCGGCAACCAUUGCUGCGGCUCAGGCCCAAGUUGAGAAGCAGGGUUUCUAG
This is a messenger RNA of Phaeoacremonium minimum UCRPA7, 303 nucleotides long. Its product is annotated as putative biotrophy-associated secreted protein 2 protein. NCBI's taxonomy places the organism in Eukaryota, Fungi, Ascomycota, Sordariomycetes, Togniniales, Togniniaceae. The record is from RefSeq and is a predicted model, not a curated record. The transcript has 2 exons. Bases 1 to 303 code for a protein of 100 amino acids.